AUUGUGACGCGGGCAGUGAAGGUGUAUAGGCUUUUUCGCGCACUGUUCAAAAAAGUAUUUUCAGCUGUAAAAUUUACGUUGAGCAAACGGACGUCGUGCGAGAGUUUUUUAUUGCGAGGAACCGCCCAACCUUUAUGAGAAGGUAGUGAUUGAACACAAGUGGCUGCAGGCCGUGAAGAGGCCGUUCCUGAAUCGUGAUGAGGCCUCUUCGGACCAAGGCGGGCGUGCGCAAGACGCCGGGUCGGCCGGCGCGGCCGGCGCUGCCCGAGGGCGUCGACCCGGUGCAGGUGGUGUGCCGGCUGCGGCCGGCCGCCGACGGCGAAGAGAAGUGUGUCGAACAGCUGGACGACACGGCCGUGCUGGUCACGCCGCCGGCCCACUCGCAGGCUUUCCGGUACGGCACGGCCAAGGAGCAGCAAUACAAGUUCAACGUGGUGUUCCCGGAGUUGGCGUCGCAGAAGCAGGUGUUUGACGCGGUGGCGCGGCCUCUGGUCAGUGAUCUGCUUAGUGGCAAGAAUGGUCUGCUCUUCGCCUACGGCAUCACAGGCAGUGGCAAGACACACACCAUGAUGGGUACUCCGUCUGACGGCGGCAUCAUGCCCCGGUGCAUCGACGUCAUCUUCAACAGCAUCGUCAACUACCAGGCGCGCCGCUACGUCUUCAAGCCAGACCGUCUGAACAGUUUUGACGUGCAGAACGAGGCGGACGCCAUGCUAGACCGGCAGCGGGAGAUCCUCAGCACGCCCAAGCCGGGAAAGACGCCGCGUAAGAGGCGUGUGGCACCGGCCGGCAGCGGCAGCGUGACGCCCGAGGAGAGUGAUGCCGCCUCCACGCGUGUGCCAGAGAUCAGCCAGGUGUCCGGCCUCGACGAGGACAACGCUUACGCCGUCUUUGUCUCCUACGUGGAGAUCUACAACAACUACGUCUACGACCUGCUUGAGGAGGUCGCCCCGGAGAAUAUGAAAAAGUCGAUGCAGUCCCGCAUGCUGCGCGAGGACAACAACAAGAACAUCUACGUGCACGGCGUGAGCGAGGUGGAGGUGUCGUCACCGAGCGAAGCGCUGGAGGCGCUGCGGCGCGGCCAGCGGCGCCGCAAGGUGGCACACACCACACUCAACACGGAGAGCAGCCGCUCCCACUCGGUCUUCACCAUCCGCGUGGUCCAGGCGCCGCUGGACCCGCGGGGUGAGGAGGUGCUCGACGACAAGGCGCUGAUGGUGGUUGGCCAGCUGUCGCUGGUCGACCUGGCCGGCAGUGAGCGCACCAACCGCACCAAGAACAACGGCGACAGGCUGCGCGAGGCAGGCAACAUCAACAACUCGCUGAUGGUGCUGCGCACCUGCAUCGAGACGCUGCGGGAGAACCAGCUGACGGGCGCCAACAAGAUGGUGCCGUACCGCGACUCGCGCAUCACGCACCUCUUCAAGAACUACUUCGACGGCGAGGGCAAGGUCAAGAUGGUCGUGUGUGUCAACCCGCGCGCCGACGAGUACGACGAGACGAUCCACGUGAUGAAGUUCGCCGAGUUGACUCAGGAGGUGGUGGUGGCGCGGCCGGCCGACCGGCCCCUGGACGUCGGCAUCGGUCUCACGCCGGGCAGGAGGAAGGCCAACCAGAUCCUGCGCGAGGCCCAGCGCCGCCUGGGGUCGGAGGUGGGCGCGCCGUCGGACGCCUCACCCGACGAACUGGGGCCCGUCUUCUGCCUGGGGCCCGUCUGGCCCAGCAUGGCCAUGACGCCCGGCGAGGAGGAGGAGACGGUGCGCUGCCUGGUGCGCUUCCUGGAGCGUCGCGUCCAGUUGCGCGCCACCCUGCUGCACGACCUGCACCGACAGCAGGACGCGUUCCGCCAGCUGCUGGUGAAGACCGAGAUGGAGAUGGCGGCGCUGCGCCAGGAGAACGGUACGCUGCGCGCCGCGUCGGAGGGCAGCGGCCGGCGCACGGCCGCGCUCGAGGCGCGCCUGGCCAGCGCCGAGGCCGCCAACGACAGCCUGACGCGCCGCUUCCGCGAGCUCAACGACAACCAGGCGGCGCUUGUCAACGAGCUGGACGAGAAGGAGAUGAAGCUGAACCAGGAGGGCCUGGAGCGAGAGCGCGUCAAGCAGCGCAUGAAGACCAGGAUGCAGAUCGAGAAGGAGCGGCUCGCCUCCGACAUGAAGAACAAGAUCAAGGUCAACCGGGAGCAGAUGAAGACGGAGAUCCGCGCCAAGGACGAGAAGCUGCGCGCGCUGCGUGACAUCAUCAACAACGACGACGCGCGGUUCGCUGUGCCGUCGGCGCCGCCGACGCCGGCGCCGCGGCCCAGCGUGUCGGGCGAGGCGGCCAUCCGGCCGUCGCGCUCCGACCCGCGCCUCUCGGCCACCCCCCAGCCCAAGCGGACUGUGCCCAUCGCCAAUCCGCGCCACCGCCGCUCCAAGUCGACUGACGCCGAGGUGUGGCUGGACCAUCGCCCCGGCCACGUGCUCGAACUGGCCACCAUUUUCCAGCCAAAGAUGAAGAAGCGCAAGUCGGUGACGAAGCUGGACGCCAAGGACGUGAUCAACGACAAGACGUCCAAGUACGUGCUGACCCAUCAGGACCAGGACUCGGCCGGCGAGGUGGAGACGCACAAGAUCAAGGGUGACGUGGUGCCGACGGUCGGCGGCGGCCGCGCCGUUAUCUUCAACGACAUGGAGACGCUGCGCCUGUCCAACCCGGGCGCCAAGCGGCCGUCCGACGAGCUGGGGCCCGGCGUGGACCGUGAGCAGACCCGCGACCGCUGCUCCACUGCGCUCGAGGGACACUCCAAGCGGCACAAGACCUGAGCGCGCCGCGCGGCCGCUGCGUGGCGGCGUCCACUGGCAGCUCGGGCGGGGUGUGGGCGUCGCCGGCGCGGCACUGUGCGGGUAGUGGUGGCGAGUGGCACCGCGGGGAGCCGCGGACUGUGCCCGGGCAAGGUGGCCCAGGCCGCGUGCGGUGCGCUGGGGACAGUGCGACCGCUGGCGUGGCACGUGCUGUGUAUACGGUGAUCGUGCCGGCUCAGCACCAGACUGCAGGUUGUGCAGUUGGCCGAGCGCUGGACGGCAGACUGCUACGGACCGGACUGGACGGCAGGCUGCUACGGACCGGACUGGACGGCAGGCUGCUACGGACCGGAAUGGACGGCAGGCUGCUACGGACCGGACUGGACGGCGUGCUGCUACGGACCGGAAUGGACGGCAGAGUGCCGGCUUGCGGUGCGACGCGCGCCGUUUUAUAAUCGCGCGGAUCGGGGCGUGCUCGCGGAUGUGAAUAGUAUUUUACGCCGGGACGUGCGCGUGUUGCCGUGGGCGUCCGAGUGUAUCCGGCGCUGGGGAAUGGUCUUCUGUCGCCUGUGUAGUGACACUCGCGCGGGGCUUGUAGUGCCCUGUAGCACCCCUGCCGAUGGGUUGAUGUAAGUGCGUGAGCCGAGCCGCGCAGCAUUUAACCGCGUACUUAAUGUCUGUCCCUCGUUGCUAGGCUGAGCUUUCGUGUGCGUGUGCCCGGUCUUGUUAUAACCAGCUACCAUGUACCAGAUACCUAGGCGUUACAAUAAACCAUGCAACUGUC
Messenger RNA from Pollicipes pollicipes, 3564 nucleotides. It is a transcript of the gene pav, whose product is annotated as kinesin family member pavarotti. Gene Ontology annotation, biological process: microtubule-based movement; mitotic spindle midzone assembly. Gene Ontology annotation, cellular component: nucleus; microtubule; kinesin complex. Gene Ontology annotation, molecular function: microtubule motor activity; microtubule binding; ATP hydrolysis activity. The record is from RefSeq and is a predicted model, not a curated record. The coding region runs from base 198 to 2801 and encodes 867 amino acids. NCBI's taxonomy places the organism in Eukaryota, Metazoa, Arthropoda, Thecostraca, Pollicipedomorpha, Pollicipedidae. The transcript has 16 exons.